Messenger RNA from Anneissia japonica, 745 nucleotides. Its product is annotated as ubiquitin-conjugating enzyme E2 G1-like. Lineage: Eukaryota; Metazoa; Echinodermata; Crinoidea; Comatulida; Comatulidae. The coding region runs from base 117 to 617 and encodes 166 amino acids. The transcript has 6 exons. Gene Ontology annotation, molecular function: ubiquitin conjugating enzyme activity. Gene Ontology annotation, biological process: protein polyubiquitination; proteasome-mediated ubiquitin-dependent protein catabolic process. The record is from RefSeq and is a predicted model, not a curated record.
AAAUCUGGACCCGUUUCGCUCGAAAUGGCAUCCGCUCGAACUGGUAUUCGCUCGAAGUGGCAUCUUUAGAACGUUCAGAUUUCCACUGCUUUAGUUAGCCUAGCCUAGGCCGAGUUAUGGAUCAACCUGCUUUACUCCUUAAAAGACAGCUAAUAGAUUUGCAAAAAAAUCCUACAGAGGGUUUUUCAGCAGGACUUGUUGAUGAUGAGAACUUGUUUAAAUGGGAGGUGCUGAUAAUAGGCCCUCCAAGUACAUAUUAUGAAGGAGGAUUAUUUAAAGCACAUCUAGAAUUCCCAUCUGAAUACCCACAAAAACCUCCCAAAAUGAAGUUCAUUUCUGAGAUCUGGCAUCCUAAUAUUGGUAAAGAUGGCGACGUUUGCAUAUCCAUUUUGCAUGAGCCCGGUGAAGACAAAUACGGCUACGAAGAGGCUUCGGAACGAUGGUUACCAGUUCACACAGUAGAAUCUAUUUUAGUCAGCGUCAUUUCAAUGUUGGCCAGCCCAAACGAUGAAUCCCCAGCAAACGUGGAUGCAGCAAAAGAUUGGCGAGAUGAUUAUCAUGGACUCUUCAAGGUGAAAGUACGCAGGUGUGUCAGGAAAUCACAAGAUGAGCUUUGAACAUUAUAAUAAGAGCAAAAUUGGAGGGGUUUGUACAUAAGGCAUACUGUGCCAAGACAGCAUGUUAGUAAGACUCAGGUAAAACAUACUGGCCACAAAACGUGCACCUGUUUCCAAUGAUUUCAGUA